CCGGCCCGCCCCGCCGCUCCCGGCCCGGCCCGGGGAGCCGGUGCCCAGCGCGGGGCGCUGAGCCGAGCCGAGCCGAGCCGUGCCGAGCCGAGCCCCGCGGGGCAGUCACAGUCCGCCGCCAGCAUGCCGCUCGCCCAGCUGGCCGAGCCCUGGCCCAACAUGGAGCUGGUGCAUCUGGACACGGAGAAUGGGCAGGCUGCUCCAGAAGAAAGUGGGAAUCCUCCAUCCCAGGCAAAAUCAGAAAUCACUUGGAUAGAGAAAGACCUUGAGGACUCAGCAGACAAGGGUGAAGGCGUUGUGAAGGAAAUCAACAUCACGCACCAUGUGAAGGAGGGCUCCGAGAAAGCCGACCCUUCGCAGUUUGAGCUUCUGAAGGUUCUGGGCCAGGGCUCUUUUGGCAAGGUUUUCUUGGUGAGAAAAAUAACACCGCCAGACAGCAACCAUCUCUAUGCCAUGAAAGUGCUCAAGAAGGCAACACUGAAAGUGCGUGAUCGUGUAAGGACAAAGAUAGAAAGGGAUAUCCUGGCUGAUGUAAACCAUCCCUUUGUGGUGAAACUCCACUACGCAUUCCAGACAGAGGGGAAGCUCUAUCUCAUCUUGGAUUUCCUCAGAGGAGGUGACCUUUUCACUCGGCUUUCCAAAGAGGUCAUGUUCACAGAGGAGGACGUGAAGUUCUACCUAGCAGAGCUGGCUCUGGGGCUCGACCAUUUGCACAGCCUGGGAAUCAUAUACAGAGAUCUCAAACCGGAAAACAUCCUCCUGGAUGAAGAAGGACACAUCAAACUCACAGAUUUUGGCUUGAGUAAGGAGGCUAUUGACCACGAGAAGAAAGCCUAUUCCUUCUGUGGGACGGUGGAGUACAUGGCACCAGAAGUUGUGAACCGUCAGGGGCACUCCCACAGCGCUGACUGGUGGUCCUACGGGGUGUUAAUGUUUGAAAUGCUCACUGGCUCGCUGCCGUUCCAGGGGAAAGAUCGUAAGGAGACAAUGACCCUCAUCCUCAAAGCAAAGCUGGGCAUGCCUCAGUUCCUGAGCUCUGAAGCACAGAGCCUCCUGCGAGCCCUUUUCAAAAGGAAUCCAGCCAACAGAUUAGGUUCUGGUCCAGAUGGGGCAGAAGAGAUAAAGCGCCAUCCUUUCUACUCCACUAUUGACUGGAAUAAGCUGUACCGAAGAGAAAUCAAACCGCCCUUCAAGCCUGCAGUAGGCCAGCCCGAUGACACCUUUUAUUUUGACACAGAAUUUACAUCACGUACACCAAAAGAUUCCCCAGGCAUCCCCCCUAGUGCGGGGGCCCAUCAGCUCUUCCGAGGCUUCAGUUUCGUGGCGACAGGAUUGAUGGAGGAUGGCAAGGUGAAACCUGCCCAGCCCCCUCUGCACUCGGUGGUACAGCAACUGCACGGCAAGAAUGUCCAGUUCAACGACGGCUACGUGGUGAAGGAGGCGAUUGGCGUUGGCUCCUACUCAGUGUGUAAACGCUGCAUUCAUAAAGCAACCAACAUGGAGUACGCCGUCAAGGUUAUUGACAAGAGCAAGCGAGACCCUUCUGAGGAAAUCGAAAUCCUCCUGCGAUAUGGGCAGCAUCCCAACAUCAUUACCUUGAAAGAUGUUUAUGAUGAUGGGAAGUAUGUGUAUCUGGUGACUGAGCUGAUGAGAGGAGGGGAGCUGCUGGAUAAAAUCCUCAGACAGAAAUUUUUCUCAGAGAGGGAGGCCAGUUCGGUCCUGCACACGAUCUGUAAAACGGUGGAAUAUCUGCAUUCUCAAGGGGUAGUUCACAGGGACUUGAAACCCAGCAAUAUUCUCUAUGUGGAUGAGUCAGGGAACCCCGAGAGCAUUCGCAUUUGUGACUUUGGCUUUGCCAAGCAGCUGAGGGCUGAGAACGGCCUUCUGAUGACUCCUUGUUAUACUGCAAACUUUGUGGCACCCGAGGUACUAAAGCGGCAAGGCUACGAUGAGGGCUGUGACAUCUGGAGCCUGGGAGUUCUCCUUUACACAAUGCUUGCAGGCUGCACUCCAUUUGCAAACGGGCCCAGUGACACUCCCGAAGAGAUCCUGACCCGAAUAGGCGGGGGGAAGUUCUCAGUCAGCGGAGGCAACUGGGACACCAUUUCUGACAUGUCCAAGGAUCUGGUAUCAAAGAUGCUUCAUGUAGAUCCUCACCAGCGCCUAACAGCCAAACAGGUCCUGCAGCAUCCGUGGAUAACUCAGAAGGACAGCUUACCCCAGAGCCAGCUGAACCACCAAGACCUUCAGCUUGUAAAGGGGGCGAUGGCUGCCACGUACUCUGCACUGAACAGCUCCAAGCCAAGCCCCCAGCUGAAGCCCAUCGAAUCUUCCAUUCUGGCACAGAGGAGGGUGAAGAAACUUCCUUCCACCACACUGUGAAUCCGGGGCAGUCUGCAGCAGCGCGGUGCAGUGCAGUCACCAGACUUUGCACGACCUACUGAAGACGGGGGGCAGGAAACUGAGCGGUCAGUGCCUGCAAAGGAGCCCCCCCAAGGACUUUUUCUCAAAUCCACAUCAAGGCCAAGUGCCUUCCGCCCCAAAAGACUCGUUCCUCCUUGUGUGGACUGAUCUUUGCUGAGAGAACUUCACUGUAAAACUUUUUUUCAAGUGUAAAUUGUCAAUUUUUAAAGACAUCCAUCUGUGUAUAUGAGAACUAGAAUGUAUAACUGAUGUCAAGUGGCACUAAAAAGCAGCUCUGAUUCACCCUUUCCCGUGUAGGGCCAGAUAUUUGUUGUAGCUACAUCAUUUCUUGGAAUUGAUCUGUUUCAACGCCAAUGCAGCUGGAAGACUGCAGAAAGUUUGGGUUAUAGGCUUUGGGUUUUUCCUCCCUUGAAACUCCGGCUGCCCUUCCCAAAGUCAAACUUGGAGACUCCUAGCCAGCAGUACUUGUGUUUGUAAAGGCCUCCCCCCCCCUCACCUCACAGUGCGUGUUCAGAGUGUAAGGUCGGUUUUUCAGACUGUUUCUUCCUUUCUCUUCUGCCCUCCCCUGGGCCACGCAGCAGUUCUCUGAACAAAAUAAACCCCGUGUUUUCCAGACACUCCUGUAGAUGCUCAGAUCUCCGGAAUACCUGCUAGGUUUGGCUCGUCCCUUCCCCCUGCCCUCCCGUCUUCAUGUGAACUCAUCCCAGGGCUCCCUGGGGAUCCUGGUGCCCAGGCAGGUGUGGACAACAACGAACCUUCUCCUCAGCAAAGCUGGGGCUUUGGGCUGGCUCUUACCAUCGUUGGUUUUCCUUUCACUCUUCAGGAAUCUGUGAAACAAAGCAUCCUUUUUUUAAUUUAACUUUGUUCUACAGCUGGUAACUCAGGGUUUCUUUCUGGAUUGUACAAUAAACGUGUCAUUCGGUUGACAUUA
Messenger RNA from Oxyura jamaicensis (ruddy duck), 3355 nucleotides. It is a transcript of the gene RPS6KA1, whose product is annotated as ribosomal protein S6 kinase A1. The transcript has 23 exons. Gene Ontology annotation, molecular function: ribosomal protein S6 kinase activity; magnesium ion binding; ATP binding. The coding region runs from base 124 to 2382 and encodes 752 amino acids. The record is from RefSeq and is a predicted model, not a curated record. Lineage: Eukaryota; Metazoa; Chordata; Aves; Anseriformes; Anatidae. Gene Ontology annotation, biological process: protein phosphorylation; positive regulation of DNA-templated transcription; intracellular signal transduction.